This is a messenger RNA of Lathyrus sativus (Indian pea), 408 nucleotides long. The record is from the annotation of a GenBank genome assembly. NCBI's taxonomy places the organism in Eukaryota, Viridiplantae, Streptophyta, Magnoliopsida, Fabales, Fabaceae.
AUGCAGAGGUUGAAGUGGUGUAAAGAUGAAGGAUUUUGUCAAAGAGAAAUUGGUUUUGUUGUGGACUUAUGUUUGAUGCCAAGGUGCGGAUCUGUGGUAGGCAUGAGGUUUGUAGCAGGAUACAGGGGUCAGCAGGUUGAUGCAGAAGGUCUGACUUGUACAAGGUUUUGGUCAAGGUCCUAUGUUGAGUCCUUUUCAAUUCAACUCAUAAUUUUGGAGGCUAGCAAUCUGGAUGUCGUAUGGUUUGUGUAUUUACUCUCAAUGUUCAUAAAAAGGUAUACAACAGCAGGAUUAUGGUACAGGCUAGUGGGUCCUUGCGCGAAGGUUUUGGAGUGUAGCAGGAAAAAAGUGGCAGGAUUGGAGCAGGCUGCUGUGAAAAGUGCUUGGUUGUACACUUUGGUGAUGUAG